Messenger RNA from Nothoprocta perdicaria, 2037 nucleotides. RefSeq names its product RNA binding motif protein 15B (gene RBM15B). Gene Ontology annotation, cellular component: nucleus. Lineage: Eukaryota; Metazoa; Chordata; Aves; Tinamiformes; Tinamidae. The record is from RefSeq and is a predicted model, not a curated record. The transcript has a single exon. Gene Ontology annotation, biological process: regulation of alternative mRNA splicing, via spliceosome. Gene Ontology annotation, molecular function: mRNA binding. Bases 89 to 1771 code for a protein of 560 amino acids.
CGAGCGCGAGCGCGCCCUCGACUACUACGGGCUCUACGAYGAGCGCGGGCGGCCCUACGCCUACCCCGUGGUGGCCGAGGAGGAGCUCAUGCCCGAGGACGACCAGAGGGCCACGCGCAACCUCUUCAUCGGCAACCUGGACCACAGCGUGUCGGAGGUGGAGCUGCGGCGCGCCUUCGAGAAGUACGGCAUCAUCGAGGAGGUGGUCAUCAAGCGGCCGGCGCGCGGCCAGGGCGGCGCCUACGCCUUCCUCAAGUUCCAGAACCUGGACAUGGCGCACCGCGCCAAGGUGGCCAUGUCGGGCCGCGUGGUCGGCAGGAACCCUAUCAAAAUCGGCUACGGCAAGGCCAACCCCACCACCCGGCUGUGGGUGGGCGGGCUGGGGCCGAGCACGUCGCUGGCGGCGCUCGCCAGGGAGUUCGACCGCUUCGGCAGCAUCCGGACUAUUGACUACGUGAAGGGCGACAGCUUCGCCUACAUCCAGUACGAGAGCCUGGACGCGGCGCAGGCCGCCUGCGCGCAGAUGAGGGGCUUCCCGCUGGGCGGCCCCGAGCGGCGGCUCCGCGUGGACUUCGCCAAGGCCGAAGAGACCCGCUACCCGCAGCAGUACCAGCCGGCGCCGCUGCCCGUGCACUACGAGCUGCUGGCCGACGGCUACAGCCGGCACCGCAGCCUCGAGCAAGACCUGCGCGUGCGGGAUCGGACUCCUCCGCACCUCCUCUACUCCGACCGGGAGCGGGCCUUCGUGGAGGCCGAGUGGGCCAGCCCGGCCAAAAACGCCGAGCGCCGCAACAACCUGGAGGGCUACGGGCGCUCGGUGCGCAGCCGCAGCGGGGAGCGCUGGGGCGGCGAGGGCGAGCGCGGYGCUCCCAAGCCCUGGGAGGAGCGGCGCAAGCGGCGCAGCCUCUCCAGCGAGCGCGGCAGGGCGGCCCACUCGCCCUACGAGGACAGGGGCCGGGYGAAGGCGGCCGCGCCGGGCGCCGAGCGCAGCCCCGAGCGGGCCCGCAAGGAGAACCACACUGCGGAGUGCGGCGCCGACAAGGAGCCCGGCAACUCGCUGCAGAACAACCGGCACGCGGCCGAGGAGAAGCCCCACCGCGAGGCCGCCGACGCGCCCCAGCCCAAAAAAAGGGACAGCGAACGCAAUCACCGAACUGGCGAAUCGGAGCCCAAAAGUCACGAGGAGCCAAAAUCCGAGACCAAAAAGCUAAAGAAUCUGUCGGAGUACGCGCAGACGCUGCAGCUCGCUUGGAACGGGCUCCUCGUGCUUAAAAACAGCUGCUUCCCCACGUCUAUGCACAUCCUGGAGGGCGACCUGGGCGUCAUCAACGGACUCCUCAAAGACCACUCGUCCGGCGGGAAGCUCACGCAGCUCAAAAUCGCGCAGAGACUGCGGCUCGACCAGCCCAAGCUGGACGAAGUGACUCGCCGCAUCAAACAGGGCAGCCCCAACGGCUACGCGGUGCUGCUGGCCACGCAGUCGAGCGCGGCGGCGGCGGCGCCGGGGGCCGAGGGCGCCGCGGCGGCCGCCGUCGAGCCCGGCCUGCAGCGGCGGCUGCUCAGGAACCUGGUGUCCUACUUGAAACAGAAGCAGGCUGCUGGCGUGAUCAGCCUGCCCGUGGGAGGCGCCAAGGGCAGAGACAGCACAGGCAUGCUCUACGCCUUCCCCCCGUGCGACUUCUCGCAGCAGUACCUCCAGUCGGCACUACGGACCUUGGGGAAGCUGGAGGAGGAACAUAUGGUGAUAGUUAUAGUCAAAGACACUGCCUAGCCCACACUGUCUUUUUUUYCCCCCCCCCUCCCAGUCCAUGUUUUCUUUGUGUGUCACGACAGCCCGGUUGGUUUUUUCAGGCCGACCGUUUCGGCAGAGGCUCCAAAGCCCUCGGCCGAAGCGGGGAGAUUUUUAGUUCCUAAUUAAUUUUAAUACCAUUUAAAUAGAGCCCAUUUUAUUCGUUUUUAAUAUGUGACACUGUCCGCUGUGUUCUGUAUUUUUAUUUUUUAACUGUAUGAAAAGUUGUCAGUAAAGCCUUGUUCACU